Messenger RNA from Rotaria socialis, 1398 nucleotides. Lineage: Eukaryota; Metazoa; Rotifera; Eurotatoria; Philodinida; Philodinidae. The record is from the annotation of a GenBank genome assembly.
AUGAUGCCGAAGCGAGAAAAAAUUCAGUUAGCUUAUUUAAAUUUCAUUCCUAAGCCUCACAAGACAGGAACACCAUUGAGGCCUAUUGUAUCAUCAAUGAAUAUGCCAACGACAGGAAUCUCAAAGUUUUUGGAUAAAAUAAUACGACCGAUAUUUGAUAAACACGCGCGUUCAAUCACAAUUAUUGACGGAGUUGAUUUGAUUCAUCGUUUAGAAGCAUACAUAACAAAUGGGCAUCUCAUACCAAAAACUUAUUUGUGUACGUUUGAUAUUACAGAUUUAUAUACGAUGUUACCACAAGAAGAAUCACUUGAUAUUCUAAUUGUAUUUCUCCUUCAACAUGGCUAUCAAAAGCUUCAAAAUAUUCCAAUUGAUAUUAUUCGAAAGUUAGCUCUUAUCGUCAUUAAAGAAAACAUUUUUGUUUAUGAGAAGAAAUUCUAUCGGCAAGUCAUUGGUGGUGCGAUGGGCUCAGCAUUUACUUUAACACUAGCUAAUAUUUUCAUGUGGAAAUGGCACAAACAACUUGUUCAUCGACUAAAAGUAUCCGAUGAAACCUAUGGACGAUAUGUUGAUGAUAUUUUCUUUACGUCAAACGACUCACUAGAAUAUAUCGACCAAAUGUUAGAUGAAGCUAAUAACUUUCAUCCAAACAUUAAACUGAUGCGACAAAUUGGUAGAAGUGUUCCAUUUCUUGAUGUACUCAUUGAGAACAGAAAGCGCACUUUAACAACUUCAGUGUAUCAUAAAGAAGCAGCUGACUCGUAUGUCGUACCAUUUGGAUCAGAUCACCCUGAUCAUGUUUUCCGAAACACUGCUGACACUGCUAUUACGAGAGCAGUUCGUUAUUCAACAAUCUUAUCUCAAUUCGAAGAAGAAAUACGACAAAUGAAACUCAUGUUUCUCUAUAAUGGGUACCCGCCAAAACAUAUCGAUUGGCGACUUACUACAUUAUUCAGCAAAUACUUAUCCAAGAAUUUCAUUUUGCCGAUGCUCCAUGACUCUAAUGAGUUCGGUUAUUUACGUCAUGAGCUAUUGACAACAUCAACAGAUAAAAUAUAUAAUAGAACAGCCAAAAGCUCAACUGCCGAUCAAACCAGUGACAAAAAUAUGCAAAAUCAAUUUGUGCAACCUACAGACAACAAAGAAAUAACAAAAAGAAAAAGUCUCAUCAUUCAUAAAAGACAUGAGCAAAGACUCACCCAAAAUCAACAUCAUAUUCAAGAAUUGUGGAUGCGUACUUUUCAUGGAACCGACGUCACCAAUACUGCUCUAAUUGUCGGUACCUGUUUGAAUCGCAACUUGAAACAAGAACUGAUGCCCAAGAUGAUCAAAUCUAAUCGACGAGCGGCAAUCAGCCAAGAGACCACAACGCAACAUGAGACUGGUAAACAAACAUAA